Messenger RNA from Xiphophorus couchianus (Monterrey platyfish), 2373 nucleotides. It is a transcript of the gene arl16, whose product is annotated as ADP-ribosylation factor-like 16. Lineage: Eukaryota; Metazoa; Chordata; Actinopteri; Cyprinodontiformes; Poeciliidae. The transcript has 4 exons. Bases 436 to 864 code for a protein of 142 amino acids. The record is from RefSeq and is a predicted model, not a curated record. Gene Ontology annotation, molecular function: GTPase activity; GTP binding.
AUGAAAACAUGAUACUACGGUCUUGACUUGCUACCUCCAUGCAGAAAAACGCAAAAUGACCAGCAAAGAAGUGUGUUUACUUCUCGGGGCAACUGGUGUUGGAAAGACUUUGUUACUUAAACGCCUACAAAAUAUCCUUUAUGCUCGUCUGAAUGUUUAAACUGAAGCAGGAUUUACAACGGGCUAAUAGCUAAUGUAGCUAUUGCAAUUAGCCUGCUGUAAAAUGGGUUUUAAACGUCUGUUGACAGACAGAACUUGUUAAGUUAUUGAAUAUGUUUUAUAGCUUGAGAAAUAACUCUGAAUAUAAGACCUGGACAUUUCUAACAUUAAAAAAUAUUUGUCUUUACGGGUGAAUUUAAGCCACAGCAGUUGCUCCUGUUUGGUUCUGUUUCCUUACAUGUUUAUGAACUGAUCAGUUUACAUGGUUCAUGCGAAAUGGGUACGCCUCCAUCGACUCUUCCCACAGUAGGAACCAACCUAACAGACCUGACCUUGAAAAAGAAGAAGGUGACAGUGAGGGAAAUUGGAGGCUGCAUGGGGCCUAUAUGGCCCAGUUACUUCCAGGACUGCUUCUCUGUUAUUUUCAUGGUGGAUUCAGCCAACAUUGUCCAGAUAUCCUCAUCCUGUGUCCAGUUGCUGUCUGUGCUCUCUGCUGAGCCUCUGCGCAGUACCUCUGUGCUUAUUCUCUUCAACAAGAGGGACAUGCCUUGUAUCAUGAGCCUCACAGAGAUAAAGUCACUGUUCAGAAUGGAUGACAUCAUUGCAUCGGCUCCUCAGCCUAUCACAACACUGGAGGCCAGUGCCUGCUCUGGACAGGGUUUGCAAGAGGUGCUGGGCUGGCUGGAGUCUGUCACAGUCAAGUGAGGUGUGUUUGAGAUUUUACUGAGACGUUCUGCUGAGAACUCGGAGAAGCCUUCUAGACACUUUACAUCAAGAUUCUCAACCUACAGCAACGACUCUGAUUUCAGGUGAUUUGAUGCCGCAUUUAAUGCUGGACAAAGAAAAAGAAAAUGGGCUGCAAACCUUGUAAGAAGUUAAAUUUAAGAUGAAAAUUUGUCCUAUUAUUUGCUGGAAAAAGGACAUGAUUGUAUGAAGUAAUCAUUGUGAUGUUUGUUCAGUAACAUCAUUUAGGUUACAUCUGCCAAUUUUCUUUUAAACAAGUCGCUCCAACUAAUUCAUUCUUGCCUGAUGAGCAGUAAUAUAACCGCAAGCUAAGGCUAAAUAUUAUGAAUCCAAAUAUGGAUGUGAGUUUGACUUAAACUCUCUUAAGUUUUAAUGGUUUGUGAAUGAGGGAGAACAAGGAGUGUGACUUAUCAAUAAAAAUACUCUACGCAAAGACAGUUUACUACUGGUUCUAGAGGUUCAAAUUACAAAUUAUUAAAAGCUUAUUGUGCAAUUACAGAUUGCAUAAAAUUAAUGUUAUCACAUUUUGCAUAUAAUUAGAAUACUGUUAUAAAACAUCCCAACUAACGAGUGAGGAAACCAUUAUGCAGAAAGACACAAGAAGAAGUACAAAUGUUUGCAGAAACAGUCAGAAGUAGGUCACAGUGGCUCUGAGAUGAUGUGCUGUGUAGAGGAAAGCAAAGUACAACUCUUCAUGUUUAUUUAUAGGCCAGAAAAUGAAGGCCACUAUAAAAAACACAGAGCUAGAUAAAGGUACGUGUAUGGAUGAAAUGGAUAAUUUGUUAGGUGUGGAUAAAAGUGCAGAGGAAGAUUCAUCACUAAAAUUAGUUUCUGGCAUAAAUCUAAGUUCUUUCAGCAGAACAAUGACUUGAAUCGCACAUAAAGCACAAAAAAGGGAUUAUUGAGGGGAGAAAGUGGACUGUUUUAAAACCUGGCCGUGAAUUAUUCCUCUGUUAAAUCUAGCUAAGAGCUAGUGCAAACCCAAAUUAAUAUAACAAAUAAAACAAACUGCUCAUGGUCAGGACUUGGUCAGUGAAUCUUUUCCUUCCAUUAAGUUUUCCUACUUUUCAGAAAUUACCAUUUGUUAUGUUCACUCAUGGUGGAAUGCCACUGUUUGUUGCACAUCUCCUGAAUCAGCUAUCCAGUCCAUAUAUUACAUUUCUGUAAUUCUGUAUUUAAAGUUAUUUUUCUGUAGGUUUUCUUUAGCUGUAAGUAAACAGUGGAAAUUACUAAUGAGUAUAACGAAUUUAUAUAAGCUUCGUUGAUAUUCUAAUUUAUAAAGUUUUUUUUUCAGUGAUAUUAAAAUUUAGUAAGAUGUACCCAUUUAUGUGGCAACUUGUUUACAUACCAGUAUCAGUAUUGGGGUACAGCAUAAAUGUUUAUGUAUUUUUUGCCAAUAUCUAUACUAUUUUUCCUUCAUUGGUCUCUCGAGCGUUUUUAUUUAAUUAAACUGAUGCUACUAAUUCUGUA